Canis lupus familiaris (dog) is the source of this 2541-nucleotide messenger RNA. It is a transcript of the gene SLC16A5, whose product is annotated as solute carrier family 16 member 5. The record is from RefSeq and is a predicted model, not a curated record. Gene Ontology annotation, biological process: transmembrane transport; monocarboxylic acid transport. Lineage: Eukaryota; Metazoa; Chordata; Mammalia; Carnivora; Canidae. Bases 347 to 2317 code for a protein of 656 amino acids. The transcript has 9 exons. Gene Ontology annotation, cellular component: membrane. Gene Ontology annotation, molecular function: monocarboxylic acid transmembrane transporter activity.
CUCCUGGCCGCGGGAGCGCCGGCGUCCUGCCUCCUCCAUCCCUCGCGGGCCGGGCCGCAGGAAGCCGCGCUCGGCGGGAGCGGAGCCGCCCCACCGCCGGGCCGCGCGAGCCGCCACAUACCAGGCUGCGAUCAUGAUUCAUGGUGUCCAGUACAAAGGAGAGACCAAGUCCCUUCUGGGGUGGAAUAGGAGCCAGAGCCCCCAGCCGCAUCUCUUCUCUGCUCUGCUUGAGUCUUCUGGAAUGGACCUGCCUGCCAGGAAGCCAGGUCACCCUUGGUCCUGGUCUUGCCUACCCCCUGGGGAACACAGGUGGCCCAGGCAGUGGUAGCGGCAUUCGUGGCAGAGGAUGCCCCAGGUCCCGGAGCGUGCAGAGGGCUGCUGGGCCUGGGUGGUGCUCCUGGCCUCCCUGGUGACCCAGGGUCUCACUCUGGGCUUCCCCACAUGCACUGGCAUCUUCUUCACUGAACUGCAGCAUGAGUUCCAGGCCAGCAACAGUGAGACCUCGUGGUUCCCCUCCAUCCUGACAGCCAUGCUCCAUGCUGGGGGACCCCUAUGCAGCAUCCUGGUGGGACGCUUUGGCUGCAGAGUGACGGUGAUGCUGGGAGGUGCGCUGGCCAGCCUGGGCAUGGUGGCCAGCUCCUUCUGCCGCACCCUUAGCCAGCUCUACCUCACAGCAGGAUUCAUCACAGGCCUGGGCAUGUGCUUCAGCUUCCAGUCGAGCAUCACCGUGCUAGGCUUCUACUUCUCCCGCCAUCGGGCACUGGCCAAUGCACUGGCUUCGGUGGGCGUCUCCCUGGGCAUCACGCUCUGGCCACUGCUCUCCCGCUACCUCCUGGAGGACCUGGGCUGGAGGGGCACCUUCCUUGUCUUCGGUGGAGUUUUUCUCCACUGCUGUGUCUGUGGGGCCAUCCUGAGGCCUGUGGCCACCAGUAUGGCCCCUGAGACCAUAGAAGGCCCCCCUCCUCCUUCCAAGACACCUGCACCGGGCUGCCUGGCAGCGUGCGGUCGGGCCAUCCAGCGCCAUCUGGCCUUUGACAUCUUGCGGCACAACGCAGGCUACCGAGUGUUCACGCUGGGUGUUAUGUGGAUGAUCCUCGGCUUCCCGCUGCCACAUGUCUUCCUGGUGCCAUACGCCAUGCGGAAUGGGGUGGAUGAACACAAAGCAGCCCUGCUCAUCUCCAUUAUCGGCUUCAGCAAUAUCUUCCUGCGGCCGAUGGCUGGGCUGGUGGCAGGCCGGCGGGACUUUGCUGGCCACCGGAAGUACCUGUUCAGCCUGGCAGCCCUGCUCAAUGGCCUCACCAACCUGGUGUGCGCGGUGUCGGCCGACUUCCGGGUGUUGGUGGGCUACUGCCUGGUGUACAGCGUGUCUAUGAGUGGCAUCGGUGCCCUCCUCUUCCAGGUCCUCAUGGACAUUGUUCCCAUGGAUCGGUUCUCUAGCGCCCUGGGCCUCUUCACCAUCCUGGAGAGCAUCUCCAUCCUCAUCUCCCCGCCACUGGCUGGGCUCCUGCUGGACACCACCAACAACAACUUUAGCUAUGUUUUCUACAUGUCAAGCUUCUUCCUCAUAUCAGCUGCCCUCUUCAUGGGUGGCAGCUUCUGUGCCCUGCAGAAGAAAGAGAGGCAAAGCAAGCAGGCCGAGGCGGAAGGAGCCAUCACGGAGGCUGCCUCAGAGCAGGGCCUCACGGUAGAGGACUCACGUGGGUCCAGGAAGCAGCUGUAUACCGAGAUCAUGUAUGUGACCAGUGUUUUCACGCGCUAUUCUCGAGGCCCUGAGACCCCCACGCCGACCCUCCGCAUUCCAAUUCCGGCAGCAAAUUACUGCAGAACCUGUUUCCUCCCUCCCACACUCUCCCCCCCCCUUCCCCGGGCCCCCUCCACCGCCCUGACCAUGGCCCAGAAGCCGAAGGUGGACCCCCACGUCGGUCGCCUGGGUUACCUGCAGGCGCUGGUCACGGAAUUCCAGGAGACGGAGAGCCAAGACGCCAAGGAGCAAGUGCUGGCCAACCUCGCCAACUUCGCCUACGAUCCCGGUAACUACGAGUAUCUGCGGCAGCUGCAGGUCCUCGAUUUAUUCCUCGAUUCGUUGUCGGAGGAGAAUGAAACCCUGGUGGAGUUUGCUAUUGGUCUCAUACCCAUGUGUGUGGACAUCCUGGCUGUGUUUGUUCCUGUCCUGUGGCCCCUCCUUGAACUUAGGAGUGUACACACAGCAGUGGGGUUGCACACACCAACAGCAGAGUCCACCCCUGGGAGUCAGGAUCCAGGAAAGAGGCCCAUGCAGCUGUGGGAGCAGGUUCAGGUCCUGGAGCUCCAGGUAUAGGAGAAAGGAGGAUGGGCUCUGUGUGGGCUCCCUGGAAUUUUCAACCUGUGGAGGGGGCCAUAGUGAGGCCCUCUGGAAGGUUAUUAUGCUAAAUAAAUACUCUAAACAAUCAGUGGCUUUGAGAUUUUCUUCUGUAUAAGUCCUCCAUCCCCUCCCUCUACCCCACAGCUUCUGCCAUCUGAAUGGUGACAGUGGCGUCUGUGAAGCAUAGCUUCCACCCAGGA